AUGCCAUGGCAAGCUCCAUCCCACUCAAAAAUAACCCGCGGGGAGCGGAGCCAGCGCGGCAGCGGCGCUUCCCGGGCAGCGGCCGCCGGGGCCUCUCCCCGAGCACCGCGGGCACCUCCGCGGGCAGCGCUGCCCGGCCCGGCCCGGCCCGGCCCGGCGGGAUCCCCGCCCGAGGCUGCGGGAGCGGGGCGGCCCCCGGGGAGCGGGGGAGGCGCUGGGGCGGGCGGGGAGAGGCCGCGGCGGAGGGAGAGCUGCCAGCGGCUGGGAACCGGCUCCCCCCGCCAUCCUCCAGCGGCUGGGAACCGGCUCCCCCCGCCAUCCUCCGCCCCCUCCCGCCGGGUGUUUGUUGUGCUCCGGCCCCGUCCCGCCGGCGCGUCCCUCCGAGCGGCGGCCGCUGACAGCUCCCCCCGCGCCGCCGAGAAACUCCUGCCUCAACUCCGCGUGUGCGCGGGGGACGCGGCGGUGUCCCCCCCGCCACCCGCCGAGAACCGUGUUUUCCUUCCCAAAAAAAGAGGAAGGGAAGGAGAGGGGGGGGGCAUAACAAGGGAAAGCGACGAGGAACUACCGUCAGCGCACAGGGACUACCCAGGCGACGCUGAAGGCAGCCGAGCGUCCUGGAAGGGAACGGACCCAAAAAGAAGGGGGAAGUCAGCAGGACGAGAGAGACACAUGGAUGAUGAUGAUGAGGAUGAAGAUGAGGAUGGUGAUGGGGAUCCCGAUGCUCCUCCUGCUCCCGCGGCUCCUCUCCUCCUCACCUCCGCCUCCUCCACCUCCGCCUCGCAUCGCUGGCCUCAGCCGCCGCCGACCAGCACAGUGCGACACAUAGACACAGCGACCGCCCGCCCUCCUCCUCCUCCCCUGCCGCGGCCCCACACUGCGCCUGCCCCGCCCGCCCACCGCCCGUCCCCCGGCGCAGACACCCAUCCGCCGCCUCGCCGACCUCACGGGCUGGGCUGGGGCCGCGCCGGGCUGCGGGGAAACCGCGGAGCGGGGCCCGGACGGGACGCGGCGCCACGGGGAGCUCUGCGCACCCCACCCCGCACCGCUGCCCCAGCGCUCCCCCACCCUCGUUAUUUCUUUUUAUUUAUUUCCCCGUGGAAAAGGAAAAGUCCCUUCUGCAUGCGAGCGGCCGUACACGGGCUGCCCUCCGCAGGACGCGGCUCCGCGGGCAGCGCUCGCUGCUCGCCCCGAGCCCCGCGGAGCCCCCGGGCAGGCGGCCGGAGCCCGGCGGGGGAGCGCUCCCCCUUCCCCCGCCGCGCGUCUGCGGCUCGGGGCGGUGCAGGCGGGGGGAGCCGCGGGCGCCCCGGGGGAUGGGAAGGAGGGAGGGAGCAGAGUUCAGCGCUGUGUGCGAGGGAGACAAAGUCUGGGGAGCGUGGCCGCUUUCCAGCAGCUCCGGCUGGAACAGCUGCGGGCGCUGGGGGCGGGGGGGCUCCCCGGGCUGGGGCCCGGCUGGCUGGCUGCCUGCCCGCCCGGCUGCGGGGCGGGGUUAAGCCUCAUUACACGGGAUUUAACGUGUCCCGGAGGCCAGCGGGGACUCGGGCUCCGAGGGGAGGCGGGGGAGCGCCGCGGCCUCGCAGCCGGAGAGAAGUCCGGCCGCGGGGCGAGGAAGCGGCCGCGCCCCCGGACUUUCCUCCGGGAGCGGCUCCGGCGGAGCGCGGCCGCCGGCCCGGGGCCCCCGGCCGGGCACCGCCCCGAGGGCAGCCCUGAGCCGGCCCCGCGGGGCCCCGGCCCGGCCGGCUCUCCCUCCCUCCUUCCCUCCCUCCUUCCCUCCCGGGCCGGAGCGGGCUCGGGGCGCGGAUGCUGAAUCACCGAACGGCGCGCACGGUGCUGGGCGGGCGGGUUCGGGAACUUCGCCGGACCUGCAGACGUGGUGCGGAGCGAUAGCCCCAAGGGUGCGAGUAAACACAUCCCGGGAGCCCCGCACGGAGCGUGUUUCCAGUGGUUUUUAGGUUUCUGUUUGAAUCUCACUUGAUAAAAUGGCCUGGGGUAUCGCACAGGUACAAAGAGGGAAGGAGGGGCUGUUAGUCGCUGGUGUUUUUUUAAGUAAAAAUAAAGCAAUCCAGACCUUUUCACUGCUUUUCCUUCCCCAAUUUUUCACUUGUCAGCGUCAAAAUACAAAAUUAAAUGGUAUGCUGUGGCAAAUAUGACUUUUGCUGGCCUGGUUUCUUCAGAACCAUUUAAUAAUAAAACCUUUGUUGAUUCCUUUUUUAGGUUUGUGAGUAAUUAAGUAGACCUUUGUGACAUUUUCAUAUAAUGUAGGAAAUGCAUUAGAAAGUAACACAUUUGUUUCUACUUACAUACAUAUAAAAUUGUAUGGAGCCAUCCCUAUUGUUUAACCAUGCAAGGAGAGCAGCUGGAUUGUUGGUAUUGCUUUCUUGGCCCUAUCACUGGAAAUGUACUCAUUUAUGCCAAAUAAAAGGAUACAUCCUGAGUUAAA
Molecule: messenger RNA, 2437 nt
Organism: Taeniopygia guttata (zebra finch)
Lineage: Eukaryota; Metazoa; Chordata; Aves; Passeriformes; Estrildidae
Source: RefSeq, a predicted model, not a curated record